AUGGAGGUGCCUAACGUCAAGGACUUCCAGUGGAAGCGCCUGGCGCCGCUGCCCAGCCGCCGGGUCUACUGCUCCCUGCUGGAGACCGGGGGGCAGGUCUAUGCCAUCGGGGGAUGUGACGACAACGGCAUCCCCAUGGACUGCUUUGAGGUCUACUCCCCCGAGGCCGACCAGUGGACCGCCCUGCCCCCCCUGCCCACAGCCCGGGCCGGGGUGGCCGUCACCGCCCUGGGGAAGCGGAUCAUGGUGAUCGGGGGUGUGGGCACCAAUCAGCUGCCCCUGAAGGUCGUGGAGAUGUACAACAUCGAUGAGGGAAAGUGGAAGAAGAGGAGCGUCUUGCGCGAGGCCGCCAUGGGCAUUUCUGUCACCGCCAAAGAUUACCGAGUGUACGCGGCAGGCGGGAUGGGCCUGGACCUCCGUCCACACAACCACCUCCAACACUAUGACAUGCUCAAGGACAUGUGGGUGUCCCUAGCACCCAUGCCCACCCCGAGAUACGCCGCCACCUCCUUCCUCCGAGGCUCCAAGAUCUAUGUGCUAGGGGGACGACAGUCCAAGUAUGCGGUCAACGCCUUUGAGGUUUUUGACAUCGAGACUCGCUCCUGGACCAAGUUCCCCAACAUUCCCUGCAAGCGGGCCUUCUCCAGCUUUGUGACCCUGGGUGACCGCUUGUAUAGCCUGGGAGGCCUGAGGCAGGGUCGGCUCUACCGGCAGCCUAAGUUCCUCCGGACGAUGGACGUGUUCGACAUGGAACAGGGCGGAUGGCUGAAGAUGGAACGCUCUUUCUUCCUCAAGAAGCGGCGGGCAGACUUUGUGGCCGGCUCUGUGAGUGGACGGGUCGUAGUGGCCGGAGGACUUGGGAACCAGCCCACUGUCCUGGAGACGGCAGAGGCGUUCCACCCCGGGAGGAACAGGUGGGAGGCCCUCCCCGCCAUGCCCACGCCCCGCUGCGCCUGCUCCAGCAUUGUCGUCAGGAACUGCCUCCUGGCCGUGGGGGGCGUCAACCAGGGUCUGAGCGACGCCGUGGAAGCCCUGUGUGUCGCCGACUCCUAGCUGUCCCCGGGCCCCGCACGUGGGCCCCAGACCAGAUCAGCCCACCCUCGACAAGAGGAAUGGUCUCGUCAAAGCAGUCUGGGCGACUUCCCUGAUGCCAGCUCCCGUCAGCAGCUAGUGGGGUCAGGCCCUGGGGCUCUGAGUGACCUCCCUCCACCUCCAAACCCGACCAAUCCCAGGAAAUAGAAGAAGUCCCAAGGACUCAGCCAGCCUCUGGCUGGAGGCCCGCUGAACUCUGAGGAGAGGCCUCCCUUACUGCUCAGGCAGAGAAAGGCACGGAAGUACCUGCUACCUCCCCUUCCAGUGAGUUCCUCCCCCCUCCCCUGCCCGUGUCCAGGGUAGGAGGUGAGCAGGGCCGAAGACAACUGCUCUCUCCCCCCAGCUCUGAACUAGUUUGAGGGUCUCUUGGGAUGGAAAACGGAGAAGGUCUGCACGGAGUCCCAAACCCGUCCCCGCUCCCGUGGUCUCCAUCCCUCCCCAUUUGGUGGCCAGCUGGGGGCCUGGCCUAGCCCUCAUCCGCUCAGCAAGAAUUGGCCUCGGAGCAGGGGCCGCCGAGCUGGAAGUCAGGUUCACGUUGACUGGUCCAGGCCAGCAGCCUCCGGGAAGGAUCCGUGCCUCUCGGGUCCUUGAUGGGAAUGUGACGAUGGGGAUGGAGCAGAUGCCCAGCCCAGGCUCUGCUUCCCGCUCCUCUCCUCACUCACUCUCCUUCCGCCACCCCUUCCUGGCCCUUUUGUCACCAAUGGCCCCAAAGUGUUACUGUGCAAAACCUUCUCAUGUACACUGUGGCAUCCAAAUCCACCAAGUCUGGAUUAACUGCACUCUGGUUAACAGCAGCAGCACAACAAUUAAAAUCUAUAUUCCUAUC
Messenger RNA from Hyaena hyaena (striped hyena), 1918 nucleotides. RefSeq names its product kelch domain containing 8A (gene KLHDC8A). The coding region runs from base 1 to 1053 and encodes 350 amino acids. Gene Ontology annotation, molecular function: protein binding. NCBI's taxonomy places the organism in Eukaryota, Metazoa, Chordata, Mammalia, Carnivora, Hyaenidae. The transcript is spliced from 5 exons. The record is from RefSeq and is a predicted model, not a curated record.